Molecule: messenger RNA, 549 nt
Organism: Rangifer tarandus platyrhynchus (Svalbard reindeer)
Lineage: Eukaryota; Metazoa; Chordata; Mammalia; Artiodactyla; Cervidae
Source: the annotation of a GenBank genome assembly
AUGAUGCAAAUUUGCGACACCUACAACCAGAAGCACUCGCUCUUUAACGCCAUGAAUCGCUUCAUCGGCGCCGUGAACAACAUGGACCAGACGGUGAUGGUGCCCAGUCUGCUGCGCGACGUGCCGCUGGCCGAGCCCGAGCUGGACAACGACGUCGGCGUGGAGGUAGGCGGCAGCGGCGGCUGCCUGGAGGAGCGCACGCCCCCGGCCCCCAGCCCGGGCAGCGCCAAUGGCAGCUUUUUCGCGCCCACCCGGGACAUGUACAGCCACUACGUGCUGCUCAAGUCCAUCCGCAACGACAUCGAGUGGGGAGUCCUACACCAGCCGCCUGCGGCGGGGAGCGAGGAGGGGAGCGCCUGGAAGUCCAAGGACAUCCUGGUGGACCUGAGCAACCUGGAGGGCGCGGACGCCGGCGAGGAGGACCUGGAACAGCAGUUCCACUACCACCUGCGAGGGCUGCACACUGUGCUCUCCAAACUCACGCGCAAAGCCAACAUCCUCACUAACAGAUACAAGCAGGAGAUCGGCUUCAGCAAUUGGGGGCACUGA